CGCUCUCUUCUGCAGGCAAAUGAUGGACGUGAUACUAGCCCAAAUAAGGCACACACACUCACACACUCAGAAGGCAAGGCCUAUGGGAAGCAGUGAUGCUGCAAACAUGCCACACACAGAGCAAGGAAGGGAGCUAGAGCAAAUUUAGUCCAUGAUACAGAGAAGGCAAACGCGCCUGUGGCACCGAGAUGGGUGGAGGUCUGGGCGCUGAGCUGAGGAGCUCCAGGCCCAUUGGUUGCCUGCCUUCCACCGUUAUCUGCUCUCUCCCUUCUCCGGCUGUCUCCGCAUCUCUCCUCGUCCUCUGUCCUCCCUGUACUCGUGAAGAAUGAUUAGCAUACGAGAGGCGAGAGGAACUUCCCAGCGCGAGUGAACAGGAGAACAAGUGCGCAAAGGGAAGGAGGCUGGAAAAUACCAUCAGCAGCGAUUGGAAAGUUUGAGCGAAGACCACAUUUCUAGACUGAAAAUGAAAUUGGAGGAGGUGUAGUGACCUCUUAUCAGUCGUCUAACAUAGAGGGCCGUGGGGCAAACAGAGGUCUGAACCAAAGAGCGAUUACACCGGCAAUUACAUCAGAUGGAGGUGGAUGUAGCAGAGGAGAAGCGCCAUUGCACACGCUCAAAAGUUCCCCUGGAGCCAGCCAUACAAGAGUUGUUCAGUGUGUACGGCUGUCCUGUCGCCAAGAAGAGAAAACCCCUGGAGAGUCAUGCCCUGGAGCCCUCGCCCAAGAGGAAGGUGUUUCUAACAGUCGUAGAGCAGCCGUCAAUGGAGAAAUGCUACAAAACGCACAAAAUGGAGGAGAUGGAUGAAAAAGAGGAGGAAGAGGAGGAGCAGGAUGAAGAUGAAGAGGAACCGGAGGAGGAAUAUACUGACAACGAAGAUCAAUAUGAUCAGGAGGAGGAAGAAGUGAUUAAUGGAGAGGAUGAAGAGGUGGAGCAGGAAGAAGAGGAGGUGGUGGAGGACGAGGAAGAGGAGGAAGAAGUAGAAAGAGAGGGGGAGAAUGAUGAAGAUGAAGAUGAGGUGGAUGAAGAUGAGCAAGAGGACGAGGAGCAAAUUCAAGAAAUAGAAAGUGACCAUAUGAAUUGCAGUUCCAGCAGGACAAGCCCCUCCAUGGAGAAGGACAACAACAACAAUGAUGAAUAUGACAACUACGAUGAACUGGUGGCCAAAUCUCUGCUUAACCUGGGCAAGAUCGCAGAGGACGCCGCUUAUCGGGCCAUGACCGAGUCCGAGAUGAACAGCAACUCUUCAAACAGCGCAGAAGAGGAAGAAGAGGAAGAGGAAGAUGAAGAAGAUGAAGAAGAUGAGGAUGUGGAAGGCUCAAGGAAAGGUCAGCUGAGUCUAGAUGUUAACAGUGAUGUGGUAAGGGAGACUGUGGACUCUCUAAAGCUCCUGGCGCAGGGUCACGGAGUCACGCUCUCAGAAAACCUCCAAGAAAAGCCAUUCCAUGAUGAUGGGAGCGAGAACACGCACUGCGAUCUAAAUGGAAAUGGAUCCAUGGGUAAUGGACUCAGUGGUAAACACACCACUAAUGGUCAGAUGGCAGAGAAAAGUGACGAAGAAGUUUGUCUGAGCAGUUUGGAGUGUCUUCGUAACCAGUGCUUUGACUUAGCACGCAAGCUAAGUGAGACCAAACCAGCCGAGCGGCUCAUCAAUAACCAGCAGGAGAUUCAUCAGUUUUACCAAGAGGCCCAGCAGCAGCAGCAGCAGCAUCAGAGCCCCGAGGAGUCCAGCGUCCUUGAGCGGAAUUACUCUGACAUGGUCAACCUGAUGAAGCUUGAGGAGCAGCUCAGCCCAUGCUCCAAGACUUUCUCCAGCUGCGCCGCAGAGCACAGGGGCUUCCAGGACUGUGAUGAAGACACCACCUCCGUCACGUCGGACCGCUCAGAGGACGUUUUCGACAUGACCAAAGGCAACCUGUCACUGCUGGAGAAGGCCAUAGCACUGGAAACGGAGCGGACAAAAGCUUUGCGGGAAAAAAUGGCUUCGGAAGCAGUCAGGAGAGAUAGACUGCAUUUGCAUGAGGGUGGUUUGAGGCACAGCUAUGCGGAGCAGCGGAAGGCACGUCUCCACCAUGAUGGUCUAAAGAAGCCCUUCUACCUUAAAGAUUCUUCGCGGUCAGGGAAAAAGGAGAGCCGGUGUCCAACGCCUGGGUGUGACAGCACAGGUCAUGUGACGGGUUUGUACCCGCACCAUCGCAGCCUGUCUGGAUGCCCUCAUAAAGACAGAGUCCCUCCAGAGAUUCUUGCAAUUUAUGAAAAUGUUCUUAAGUGCCCUACGCCUGGCUGCACGGGCCGGGGUCACGUCAACAGCAACAGGAACUCUCACCGGAGCCUGUCUGGCUGUCCAAUAGCGGCGGCAGAGAAACUGGCCAAAGCCCACGAGAAACAUCAGUCAUGUGAUGGAGGCAAAUCCAACCAGGCUUCAGAUCGUGUGCUCAGGCCCAUGUGCUUCGUCAAACAGCUGGAGAUUCCACAGUACGGCUAUAAAAACAACGUGCCCACAUCAACCCCACGAUCCAACCUGGCCAAAGAGUUAGAGAAAUACUCCAAAACCAACUUUGACUACAACAGCUAUGACAACACCAACAUCUACAGCAAACGGCACACUACUGUACCCAAAGUCCACAGUCGGGACACACUGCCCAAAACUGAUGAUGUGAAGCGCUACUGCAAGAGCUCCAGUUCGGCGAGCAGCACCACCAGCAGCUACGGGCCCAGCAGCAGCAGCCUGAGCUGUGGAGGAGGAGGAGGAGCGAGCAGCGCCAGCAGCACCUGCAGCAAGAGCAGCUUCGACUACACACACGACAUGGAGGCGGCGCACAUGGCUGCUACCGCCAUCCUCAACCUCUCCACCCGCUGCAGAGAGAUGCCCCAGAGCCUGAGCGGGAAACCCCUGGAGAUCUGCACGCAGUCUGAUGAUCUGGAUCCCUUCCAGGACAUUUUAGAGGACAGUGCGUAUACUACUGAUGUUGGCAUUCCCAGUCCCAAACCAAAAUUUCCUCCUUGCAAAGAAAGCAAAAAGGAGCUUAUAACUCUUUCAGGCUGUCCUUUAGCAGAUAAAAGCAUUCGGAGUAUGAUCGCCACCAACUCACAAGAACUCAAGUGCCCGACCCCGGGCUGUGAUGGCUCGGGACAUAUCACUGGCAACUACGCUUCACACAGAAGUUUGUCAGGAUGCCCACGGGCUCGGAAGACUGGAAUAAAGAUAACACACAGUAAAGAAGACAAGGAAGACCAGGAGCCGAUCAGGUGUCCGGUUCCUGGCUGUGACGGUCAGGGUCACAUAACGGGCAAAUAUGCGUCUCACCGCAGCGCGUCCGGCUGUCCUCUAGCGGCCAAACGACAGAAGGACGGCUUUAUCAACGGCCCCCAGUUCACGUGGAAGGCUGGGAAGACGGAUGGCAUGUCGUGUCCCACUCCAGGCUGUGACGGCUCUGGACACGUCAGCGGCAGUUUCUUGACCCACAGAAGUCUCUCUGGUUGCCCACGUGCCACAGCAGCAAUGAAGAAAGCCAGACUCUCAGGAGUGGAGAUGCUCACAAUAAAACAGCAAACAAGCAAUGGUUUAGAUUGUGAUGAAGAUGUUAAACAGCUGGAUGAAGACAUGAAAGAUUUCAAUGAAUCAAAUUCACAAGUGGAAGCGGAUAUGAUCAAACUUAGAACACAGCAAUCACUUCACAAAGAGGCUCCAGUUAGACACAACAGCUGUCUACAUCAGAGAGAGCCGAUGAGCGAACAGAACUUUGACGCAUACGUGACCACGCUAACGGACAUGUACACGAGUCAAGAUCACUAUCAGAGUCCAGAGAACAAGGCCCUGCUAGAAAAUAUAAAACAAGCGGUACAAGGCAUUCAAGUCUAGCAUCUCAGAACGUUUCUAAAACAAAGUAAUACUGAGGAAAGAAGACACUUCCAGAAAAAAAAAAUUAAAAUGAUAACACUCAUAUGGGAUGCCUCAUGCUUUGCUGUUGUAAUUUAUCAAACAGUGUUAAAUUCAUGUUCUUUUAUAAAGUGUUAUGCUGACUAAACAUGAUUUUUCUUUGGGAUUAUUUUUCUGGCCUUGCUUUAAAAAAAUAAUGAUCUGCAAAAUAGUUUUUGAAAGUAUUCAGACUUUGUACGUUUUCAUAUUGGCUAAUGUAAUGUGUCUCAUCCUUACUGGCUGCUCAUAGAUGCACCUUUUUAGUGUAUAUUUUUUAAACAGUAAUGCACCCAAUACUGAACAUUAGUUGAUGCUUGCUGAAAGAGUGUAACAAACUGGAAAAAGGUAGCCAGUAAACAUUUCUGCUCAUCAUGAAGAUGUUUUGUGCCAUUAAUGAAAUAGCAAGAGUUUCUAUUUAUCAUUAGAAGAGUUGUUCUCCCCAAAAAUUUGCUGAAAACGUUCUCAUCCUCAGACAUCCAAGAUGUAGAUGAGUUAAUUUCUUUUUCAGAUUUCAAAA
Messenger RNA from Carassius auratus (goldfish), 4433 nucleotides. RefSeq names its product myelin transcription factor 1-like, b (gene myt1lb). Gene Ontology annotation, molecular function: zinc ion binding; RNA polymerase II cis-regulatory region sequence-specific DNA binding; DNA-binding transcription factor activity, RNA polymerase II-specific. Lineage: Eukaryota; Metazoa; Chordata; Actinopteri; Cypriniformes; Cyprinidae. Bases 572 to 3859 code for a protein of 1095 amino acids. Gene Ontology annotation, cellular component: nucleus. The transcript is spliced from 22 exons. The record is from RefSeq and is a predicted model, not a curated record. Gene Ontology annotation, biological process: regulation of transcription by RNA polymerase II.